Emiliania huxleyi CCMP1516 is the source of this 735-nucleotide messenger RNA. RefSeq lists its product as hypothetical. The record is from RefSeq and is a predicted model, not a curated record. The transcript is spliced from 2 exons. Lineage: Eukaryota; Haptophyta; Isochrysidales; Noelaerhabdaceae. Bases 1 to 735 code for a protein of 244 amino acids.
AUGGAAGACAUCCACCGCUGGAAGGAGAUCAUCGAGGACAAGUCCUCGAGCCUAAAGGACUAUGUCGAGGACAAGGUUGCUCAGGCGCCGAGCCUGCGCGAGCUGGCUCCGAGCCUGCGGGAAAUGGCGCCUUCCAAGCAGGAUCUUCUCCGGCGGCUCGGAUCGAUCUGCGGCGUGAGCGCGGACGACGACGACGCGGUUCUAAACCGGCAGCGCCUCAUACUCGAAGAGGAGGACCUGCCGCUCGAGGUGCCAGCCUACUCGCGCUCCGCUUACGUGUCGCCCGCACUGCCGCCAUCGCAGAGCGGCCAGGCUGGCCAGGCCGGGGCCGCGCCGGUGACCGCGCCCGUCGCUGCAGUUUGCCCCGCGCAGCCUCGGCUCGACCGAUCCGCAGCCUCGCCCUCCAAGGCAAACGGCAAGCGCAAGGCGGUCAUCGCCGCGCCGGCCGCCGCGAGCAGCAGCGCAUUGGACGAGGCGAGACCGUCCGCCAGCGGUGCGGCCGCGCCGCCAGUCGGGGCGGCCGCCGCCGCAGCGAGCUUUCCGACGGAGCGGCCGCGGGCGGUGGCGGCCGGCGCGAGCGCUGCCAACGGAGAGGCCAACGGGGGGCAAAGGGAAGAGGGGGUGGAGAGCGAGCUGGACAGCAUAAUGGCGCAGGUGGCCUUGCUGGAGGAGCAGGGGAGGAUGGUCGAGGCCUCCUCGCUGAUGGCGAGUGCUUUGGCGCGGGCUGGCCAGUGA